AUGAAGUCCCUGAUCACCAUCGUUGCUGCACUGUGCAGCGUAGCCUCAGCAUGGCCACUCAUGCCCUGGAGCAUACUAGCUCCGCCAGCAACCGGCACCCAAUUCUACCAGCUUCAAGCUAAAUCGUUCGAAUCCCCAGCAACCACCGCCCUCAAUAACCAAUGGGUCACUCUCCCCGCCGGCUCAACCAGCUACGGCCUCGCAACAGCCCAGACUGCAGCGACCAAGUUCUUCGUGCAAAAAUUCAACGCGACGAAUACUUGGGCGUUUCACAACGCUGAUGACACGCGCCAACUCGCGCUGCGCGGCGCGGAUGGCGUGUUGCUGUACUUGGUUGACGUGACGAACCCUAAUUCAGGCAAUAUCCCGGGCGGGCAGUUGAUGGAGUGGGCGACGUUUACCAUGGACAGCAAUGUCCUGAGUGUUAGUGAUGGAAGUACGUUGAAGAGUAGGACGUUUGUGGGGGUCAGGGGAACGGGGACCACGUAUACUCUUGCGCUGUAUGAUGGAGUUAGUAAUACGACGCAGACAAUUAGUCCGCUGACGCUGAAUAUAGUGAGGAGUGGGAGUGGAUGA
Messenger RNA from Parastagonospora nodorum SN15, 576 nucleotides. RefSeq lists its product as hypothetical. The record is from RefSeq and is a predicted model, not a curated record. NCBI's taxonomy places the organism in Eukaryota, Fungi, Ascomycota, Dothideomycetes, Pleosporales, Phaeosphaeriaceae. The coding region runs from base 1 to 576 and encodes 191 amino acids. The transcript has 3 exons.